GGUUUCCACAUCCUUUUUGGAAGGGCUCACUUUGCAACUCGCACCAUGGCCGACAGCUCGCGCCCCGUGACCCUCCUGCGCCGCGACUCGCGCCUCACGGUCGACAACCUCCUCAAGGAAGCCUUCGCCAAGGUCGACGUGCAUGGCACGGGCGUCGUCGCCACGGCCGACAUUGCCGAGGGCCUCAAGAAGGCCGGCGUCCGCCUCUCGGCCGACGAGGCGGCCGCGCUCGUCGAGAAGCUCGACCCGCGCCACGCUGGCAAAGUCACGUUCGCCGACUUUCACGCCGUGCAUGAGAACUUUAUCCACCAGAUCUUCCAGUCGUUCGACGUGCAGAAGAAGGGCUUCCUCGACGAGGCCGCGCUCCAGGAGGCCAUGGUCAAGAUGGGCAUCCAAGUCACGAUCGCCGAGGCGACGACGAUGAUCAAGGAGCUCCAUCCCAAGGAUGCGUCCAAGAUCACGGAAGAUGACUUCAAGCACCUCUACCUCCUCAUGCGCGCGACCAUGGUCGCCAACCCCAACUUGGAGGCGCUCAUGUGGGACCCGGAUGUCCGCGAGUUCUCCAAGCAGUGGUGGAAGGCCAGCGUCGAAGUCGGCGAGGGCGGUCUCCGCGCGCCGAUCCCGACGCAGAACGACGCGCCCAAGAAGGUGUCGCCGACCGUCAAGUUUUGCGCUGGCGCCAUGUCGGGUGUGAUCGAGGCCGUCAUCUUGACGCCGCUCGAUGUCGCCAAGACGCGCCUCCAGCUCGACAAGACGGGCCAGUACAAGGGCAUGGUCGACUGCGGCAAGCAGCUCUGGCGCGCCGAGGGCCCCAAGGCCCUCUACAAGGGCUUUACGCCCUGGACGAUCCACGUCGUCGCCAAGAACGGCACGCGCUUCUACUUCAACGCGAUCUACCGCAAGCUCCUCGCCGACCAGAACGGCCAAGUGAGCGGCUUCAACGAGUUUAUCGCUGGCGCGCUCGCCGGUGCGACCGAAGCCGUCCUCAUCGUGACGCCGUUCGAAGUCGUCAAGACGCGUCUCCAAGGCCAGAACGUCGUCGCGGGCGAAAUCCCCAAGUACCGCGGUCCGCUCCAGACGACGAUGACCAUCAUCAAGAACGAGGGUCCCUUCGCGCUCUGGAAGGGCUGCGCGCCGACGAUCGGUCGCCAGGGUCUCAACCAGGCGUGCUCCUUCUGGUCCAACACGGCGAUCAAGAAGCACGUGUGGAACCUCAACGAGGGCGAGAGCCUCUCGCCGUGGAAGAGCAUGCUCACGGGUAUGCUCGGCGCGAUCCCGGGCCCGUGCAUCAACUGCCCCAUGGACGUCGUCAAGACGCGUCUCAUGGCACAGGACAACGCCAAGGGCACGACGCCCAAGUACAACGGCAUGAUCGACGCCAUGCGCAUCAUCUCGCGGGAAGAAGGCUUCUCGGCGCUCUACAAGGGCCUCGUCCCGCGCCUCACGCGUCUCUGCCCGUCGUACGGUAUCCAGUGGCUCGUCAUGGACCAGGUCUGCGAGUACUUUUCCAAGAACUAGAGCCAUUUCGGCGUAUUAAGUAAUUAGAUUCUUAUAUCACAA
Molecule: messenger RNA, 1560 nt
Organism: Saprolegnia parasitica CBS 223.65
Lineage: Eukaryota; Oomycota; Saprolegniomycetes; Saprolegniales; Saprolegniaceae
Exons: 1
Coding region: 46-1518 (490 amino acids)
Biological process (GO): fumarate transport; succinate transport
Molecular function (GO): calcium ion binding
Source: RefSeq, a predicted model, not a curated record